Messenger RNA from Scylla paramamosain (green mud crab), 1545 nucleotides. RefSeq names its product cuticle protein 19.8-like. The transcript is spliced from 3 exons. Gene Ontology annotation, cellular component: extracellular matrix. The coding region runs from base 556 to 975 and encodes 139 amino acids. NCBI's taxonomy places the organism in Eukaryota, Metazoa, Arthropoda, Malacostraca, Decapoda, Portunidae. The record is from RefSeq and is a predicted model, not a curated record.
AAGCUCAAUGCCGCCUAACCUUUACAAUAUCUCCUAAUCACCGCCAAUAACUCUCAUACCAAAACCACCACUGUCUGAUCCCUCUUAUCCCCAAAACUUAACCUCCAACCGUCACCCAUCCAAACCAUCGUUGCCUAGCCCUUCCUAUAUCCUCUACUCACUGCUAACCUCCUCCAUACAAAUACAACGCUGCUCAACACUGCCUUCCCACUGCCAGCUAGCCUCUCCACCCUUCAACCGACCCCGUCCAAAAAGAACAUAGCGCCCUGAUCUUACGCCGCAAACCAUCGCCCCACCACUCUCUCCCUGGUUCUUUCUCUCUCUUUCUGCCUCCUUCUCUUUUUUCUAUCUCCUGUGCGUUUUUCAGUGGCACCUUCCCCCCUUCAGUGCAUAUAAAAUGGCGGGGACUUACAGCCUUGCCAUCAGAGUGUUUCACUAAGGCAAGGAAGCAACACACACUCGUUGUUAGUCCUUCCCUCUAGAGUACUAACAAGCGAUCUAAGUUUUGAUAUUUAACCGCCAAGGACAAAGCUGUGAAAUCGAAGCUACGGCGCAAUGAAGGUCUCAUUCACACUUCUCCUCGCUUGCGUCCAUGCAGCUCCCGCCCCACAGUCCGUCAUCGCUCCCGACCUCUCCCUUUUCGCCCAAGCAGAUCCCAUUCAGAACCUCCCUCAGACGGCACCCAUCGAGACACAGGUUUGGCCAGUCCUCCCCUACAGCUACUCCUACACAGUGAGCGACCCGGACACUGGGAACUAUCAGAACAAGGCGGAGAUUAUGAAUGAGUUAGGCGAGGUGUUCGGCUCCUACUCGGUGCUCAUGCCCGACAAUAUCAUCUACACCACCUUCUACAACGUCACGGGAAACAGCGGCUUCGUGGCGAGGGUGGAGAAGUCCCUGGCUCAGCCUGCUCCUCCUGCUGCUCCUACUCCUGCCUCCAUUCCUACCGCCGAUCUACCAGGUCUCAUUAUCUAGUUCUAUAGUUAGUGGGUUAGAUAUGUUUGCUUUUCUCUUCUUUCUCUUGUCUUCUCUUCUUCUGGAGGACGUGUUUUCUUUGGCUCCUAAUUUUCUUCCCUUUACUGUAAUUUCAAGUAAAGUUUUCAUGUUUUCUUUAGUGUAUCCUGAUUCUUCUGCCUCAGUGGUUUUCUUUAAUUCGUAUCGAGUGUCUUUCGACUUCUAUUUUGCCUGCCCUUUACUGCAAAAUUCUCGUGUUUUCUUUAGUGUCUCUUGAUAUUUUCGCCUCAGCUGUUUUCUUUAAUUCGUAUCAAGUUGUUUACAUUGUUAUUUCGUUAUAUUUUCACCAAUUUUCAUUAGUUUUGAUGAUAUUUACUAAAGAAAUUAAUAAUAUUUUGUAUUUUCUGUUAUCUCGUUGUUAAUUGUUAGUGCUACGUUUGUCAGUCGUUAUAUUUUUACACGCUUAGUAUUUUCCGCCUCAUAGUUUUGUUACCUUUAUUCAGUUAUCGAUGAAAUGAUGUUAUGUUAGAUUUUCUAUUGAAGAUUUUUAUGUUUUGUAUUGUUGAUCAUAACAAUAAACAACAAAGUCAG